UUGUAAAUGUCUAAAUUGAAAAGCCAAGUAAAAGUGAUCAUUUAUUAAAAGACUGUUUCUUAUUAAGCUUUGUGCAAUGAUGCCUCAAUUUAAUUAGAGAACCAUCCAUAGACAAAGCAAGAGAACUAAUAUAAUUUGAGUAGCACAGAUUACAAAAGGUAGAAAUCUUUUAAGGGAGAUCGGUUUGUUACACAAUUAAAGAAGAAUUUCUCUAUCUUACCUGAAAACAAAUUGGAGAGUCAAGACAUUGCAUCAGCUUAAAUGGCAUUAGAAAUGCUCUAUAAAUAGUAAAUACUUGAAUAGGAACCAAUAUUUGAGUCAGACUAAAUGUAGUUCAUCAAUCAAAGUGGAUUUUAAUACAAUCAGCAAAAUAAUUUCAACAUUCAUAAUUCCAAAAUUUACAAUAGGUAGAUGAUAUUAUUAAUAUAAUUAUUAGUAUUCUUAUAGAUCAUAAAUAUUUUACUAUAUCAGAAACACUUUCCAAUUAUUAUGGUAAGUAUGUUAGGAAAAUACAGAAAGUUCCAUUUAAAGUUCUUGAUGCACCAUAACUUUAAGAUGAUUUUUAUUUAAAUCUAAUAGAUUGGAGUAGUUAGAAUACAUUAUCUGUGGCAUUAAAUUCUUGUGUAUAUUUAUGGUAUCAAUUUUAUUAAAUUCAGGAAUGCAUAAUCUUCAAAAGUUACUAAAUUAUUAGAUCUUCAUAAUGAUUCAGUUACAAGUGUGGCAUGGUCACUUAGAGGACCUCACUUAGCUGUUGGAACUAAAAUAGGAGAAGUGUAGAUUUGGGAUGCCAUUAAAUUAUAAAGAGUUCGUACUUAUAAGGGUCAUAUUGCAAGAGUAGGAACAUUGUGCUUUUCAGAUAAUGUAUUAAGUAGUGGUUCAAGAGAUAAAUUAAUAUUAUAAAGAGAUUUAAGAUUGAAGGGUAAUUAUUUUCUUAAAUAAUCUGCUCAUAAAUAAGAGGUUUGUGGUUUAAAAUGGUCACCUGAUGGAUAGAUGUUAGCAUCAGGAGGUAAUGAUAAUAAACUUUAUCUUUGGUCUUCACAUAAAUAGGAUAAACCAAUAUUUAGAUUGUCUGAACAUUAGGCUGCAGUUAAAGCUAUUGCAUGGAGUCCACAUCAACAUGGUUUAUUGGCUAGUGGAGGAGGUACUGCAGAUAAGACAAUUAGAUUUUGGAAUGCUCUUGAAGGAAAACCAUUAUAAAAAGAAGAUACUGGUAGUCAGGUAUGCAAUCUCAUGUUUAGUAAAAUUGAAAAUGAACUUAUUUCUACUCAUGGAUAUAGUCAAAAUUAAAUAAUACUUUGGAAAUGUAAUAAUAUGAAGAGAAUAUCCACAUUGGUUGGACAUACAUGCAGGUAUUAUAAAUAUUAAUAAAUAGAGUACUUUAUUUAGCUAUGUCUCCUGAUGGAUCAACUAUAGUUACUGGAGCAGGAGAUGAAACUUUACGUUUUUGGAAUCUAUAUCCAUAAAUUAAUUAGGAUUUCAAAUAACUUAAUGGCCCUUUGCAUAUUCCGACUAUUCGAUGAUU
Molecule: messenger RNA, 1522 nt
Organism: Paramecium pentaurelia
Lineage: Eukaryota; Ciliophora; Oligohymenophorea; Peniculida; Parameciidae
Source: the annotation of a GenBank genome assembly